Molecule: messenger RNA, 3862 nt
Organism: Biomphalaria glabrata
Lineage: Eukaryota; Metazoa; Mollusca; Gastropoda; Planorbidae
Exons: 5
Coding region: 166-840 (224 amino acids)
Source: RefSeq, a predicted model, not a curated record
GACUUUGACCAUUAAAAAACUCUAGCUCGCACUGGGGUAUAGACCGUGACGUUAGAGUUCAUGUACAGUAGGCGAAUGUAUGUGUAAGCUCGACACUGGUGUUUAACUCUUUGUCUUCAACAGUUUCAAUACGGAUUUUAACAGCAACAUAUUAAUGUUCCUGUGAUGGCUACUUUCAAAGGUCAAGAAAAUGAGCACGUGACUGGGUGUGAGACUCCAAGCUGUGACAUACUAAAUGAUGUGCAGACUAUAAUCUACAGAGCAACGGAGGAUAUAGAAAGACUAUUAUCAAGAAUGGCAUCGCACAACCCAGAUCAGCUGACUUGCAACUUUCACAAGAAGGAUAAGUGUGAAAAAACUCAAUUAAAAAUUAAAUUUGACUUCUUGAACAACCUUAUGGAAAGGUUAAAACAAGAAUCUCUGAAACACUAUGAUGAGCACGAACUGACCCUCACUGGUCAGAUAAGAGGCCAGCGAGGCAGACUAGAUGCUAGACAGAACGUGAGGGAAACCCAGGGCCAGCGAGUGGCCAAGGAAGACAGUGGUAUUAGCAGCAUCACGAGUCAAGAGUUGGAGAGAGCCAUGACGAGCAACUCAAAGGAUGUGAAUGUUGCAGAGCUAGACAAAACAUUUCAAACCGCUUUAAAAACAGUGGAAAAAAUAUUGAGCAACGCUGACACUCAAGAUGCUGACACUCAAGCCGCUGACACUCAAGAUGCUGACACUCAAGAAGCUGACACUCAAGAUGCUGACACUCAAGAUGCUGUUACUGAAGCCGCUGACACUCAAGACGCUAACACAGAAGACGGACCAAACGAUGAGAUUCAAGAGAAAGAAUAAAAAGAACUACAUUCAAGGAUGAAAACCUGACAUUGGUGCCGGCAAUCAAGUUCAGCAACUCUUCAAAUGGAUAGAUACCCUUGCUCAUCUCGAGCUCAGCUUUUUGACACAUUUCCCUGUGGAUAAAAUUAUGAAAAGAUAUUUCUUUCACUGGGAUUAAUUUCCGUAACACUGAAAUGUAUCAAAGUAUUAGAAUAUAUGGGAUAGUUGAGUCCCUAAAGAUAUUAUUUUAAAACAUUUAGCCACGUUAUAAUAUUGAUAAAACAAUUAAAAAAACGUAUCACGUGACAGCCUUUAUGGAUUGCGUAUUUUGUAUAGAAGUGAUAGAGAACCACGUGGCUAAAAGUUGUCUGUUUACGAUUGGUGAAUGAGGUCCAUUGUGUGCGUAAGUAGAACUCAGAGUAGUUAGAUUGUUUGGUGUCUCCGGUGUACAAAAGGAAGGAAGUGUGGAGUAUCUAUGUGUGUUUCAAAAAGUUCAAUGAUUUUGAUAUUCCUAUUUGUAACCCUGCAGAAUCAAAUUUUUAUUUAACUUUUUUUUAGUUGGCAAUUGUGAAGUUAAAUUUAGCUUCUUGGGUCAUUGUUGACUUUGAUCGUGGAAAGUGUCCAGUCUAAACCCAAGUGGUGCUGUCCCAUCUACGAGAUGGCAGGAAUGACUGGAUUAUAUUUUAAAGGAAGUUCACAGUGCAACACUAAAGAUAGCAUGUUGUGAAUGUCGAAGUAUUAUCCGUGAAUACAAAUACAUUUAUUUACCUGUGAAUACAAGAGUGUGAAUACAAAUACAUUUAUUUACCUGUGAAUACAAGAGUGUGAAUACAAAUACAUUUAUUUACCUGUGAAUACAAGAGUGUGAAUACAAAUACAUUUAUUUACCUGUGAAUACAAGAGUGUGAAUACAAAUACAUUUAUUUACCUGUGAAUACAAGAGUGUGAAUACAAAUACAUUUAUUUACCUGUGAAUACAAAUACAUUUAUUUACCUGUGAAUACAAGAGUGUGAAUACAAAUACAUUAUUUUACUUGUGAAUACAAAUACAUUAUUUUACUUGUGAAUACAAAUACAUUAUUUUACUUGUGAAUACAAGUAAGUACAAUUAUUUAUCUGUGAAUGCAAAUAUCAAUAUUUACCUGGGAAUCGAAAUACAUAUAUUUAAAUGUGAAUAUCUUAGAGCUGUAAAUAUAAGGGGUGGCAGAGGCGUAGUGAAAGAGAGGCAGGGGAGCACGAUGCACCGGACGCCACCCUCAGGAGGACGCAACACGCAGAGAGGCGCCGAAAAAAUAAAUAAAUUGUAUUUUAGUUAAUUAAUACAUUCUAAGGUUAUUUGUAUUAUAUUAUUAUUAUGUUCAUGGGAAAUAGGGGGGGGGGGGGCAAUAAAGUUUCUUUCCCCUGGCGCAAACUUAGAUUGUAGUGUGCCGCGAUGGUGGUCAGCUUCCGUGUUUAUCUAAUCAAUCAAUAAUCUCCAUUUCAAAAAACUUUGGAGGAACCGAAUAUAUAUAUAUAUAUAUAUAUAUAUAUAUAUAUAUGCACAUUUGAGGCCAGAAGAGGAUCCGCUGCCGAGGACAGACGCAGACGUCAAAAAGAAAAUCUAAAUCGACCACCUGCGACAAUGCCCUGGUUGUGGCAAAAUAUCUGGGGCUGCAGAGCCUCGGGAAAUAGUUCAUUCUUCGGAAUCAAAGACAAGUCUUAUUAUUAUAAUAGGACCUAUCUAAAUAUAUAUAAAUUAUUCAAAGUCCGGACAUUUAUUGUCCGAAAUAGAUUAUUUCCCUUAAUGAUAAUAAUGAUAAAAGUAUUUUCAGUUUGUCAUUGUGCUGGCUGUACAGAACCUAUGAUCUCCAAUGAAUUGCUUUGCUUAUUAUCAAUGAACAUGUUCUACAGAAGGAGAUGUGAUAGCCUUGUUAUACACCUAAAACCAGACUUAUGAUCCAGAGCUCAAGUGUUGUAGAAAUACAUUUUUUUGUAGCACGAUUCUGUGAUAUUUUGGAAACCAUCAAUAUAAUACACAUCUAUCUUGUAGGUCGACGAGGCUAAAACCAUUGGCGCAAUAUUCUCAGAUACCUAAAAACUGUACAUUUUGAUUGGUUGCUUAUGUUGCUUCCAAGUCAUUUGUUUUGCAUGAAGGCUUGGAACGGUUUUCAGACAUAGACAUCACUGUCACGAUAGAUCUGCAGAACUGUGGAUCAUUGCUUGCUAGUUGGCGCGACCUAGAAAGAUAUAAUGCUACAAUACUGUAAUUUUUUUAAUAUUUAAAUUUCACUGUUAUCUGUUCAAUGUUGUCCGUUUACUUCUAUUAUUUGUUCACUAUUAUCUGUUUACUAUUGUAUGAUCACAAUAGUAUGUUCACUUUUAUUAUCUGUUCACUAAUGUAUGUUUACUACUAUAAGUUCACUACAAUUAUCUGUUCACUGUUAUAUGUUCUCUUCUGUUAUCUGUUCACUAUUGUAUAUUCGACUUUUGUAUGUUCACUAUUGUAUUUUCACUAUUGUAUAUUCACUAUGAAUGUUAACUAUUGUAUGUUAACUAUUGUAUGUUCACUAUUGUAUUUUCACUAAUGUAUGUUCACUAAUGUCUGUUUACUACUUUUUUGUUUACUACUAUUAUCUUUUCGCGGUAGCAUAGUGGUUAAGCGUUUGGCUUCCAAACCUGUGCUCCUGGGUUCGAAUCUCUGUGAAGACAGGGAUAUAUAAUUUCUUUUGUUCACUAUUUUCCUUUCACUUAUGUCAUCUUUUCACUACUGUUAGCUCACUAUUGCUGCUCCCUAUGUCCAUGUGCUUAUGUUUUUUGCACUGAUCUCUGUUCACUAUGUUUAGUUCACUAUUUUAUUCACUAUGUAUUUUUAGAUUUUAAACUAUCAUUACAUUUUUUUCUUUUGUAUUGUUGACAGUUUCAGCGGUGUACAUAUUUGUCAAAGGUUUUCAAUUAAUUGUGUCAUCAAAAGACCCACAUUAAGAAUAUUGGUUAAUAUUAAAAUGCAGCCAUUCCAAUUGUUAAAAAAAAGAGCAUAAAUGUUUUAAUACAUUUUUAAGUA